Messenger RNA from Rhinocladiella mackenziei CBS 650.93, 387 nucleotides. RefSeq lists its product as uncharacterized. The coding region runs from base 1 to 387 and encodes 128 amino acids. Lineage: Eukaryota; Fungi; Ascomycota; Eurotiomycetes; Chaetothyriales; Herpotrichiellaceae. The transcript is spliced from 2 exons. The record is from RefSeq and is a predicted model, not a curated record.
AUGAUACGCCGGCCACCGAAAGAUGGACGCAAUUCAUCCCCUCGCAGAAACUUGAGCAGAUCAGCCACGGCACCUGUUGGCCAGAGGCCACAGUAUCCGCCAGAUGAUGCCCGAGCCAUGAGUCCCAGGAGGAACAACCGAGAAUUAGAAGUCUUAGAGACGAAUAUCAGGAAGACAUUGAAAAGACAAGCCGACCGAUUCCAGUCCUCUCUUACUGCUCUCACUGAAAAGAUGAACAAGGUCAAAUUGAACCACGAAGAGCUCGAGAAGCAGAACCAACUCCUCGGAGAAUAUAUAUCCCAUCUCGGCCAGAGGGUGGCGGAGGCGAACCCUCAUUUACAGCGAAGUGUGGUGGCUCCUGGGUCGAAGAAGGAAGGCGAGACCUGA